Molecule: messenger RNA, 1056 nt
Organism: Rhincodon typus (whale shark)
Lineage: Eukaryota; Metazoa; Chordata; Chondrichthyes; Orectolobiformes; Rhincodontidae
Product: serine/threonine-protein phosphatase 2A 56 kDa regulatory subunit delta isoform
Exons: 6
Biological process (GO): protein dephosphorylation; signal transduction
Cellular component (GO): cytosol; nucleus; protein phosphatase type 2A complex
Molecular function (GO): protein phosphatase activator activity
Source: RefSeq, a predicted model, not a curated record
AUGCACAGACUCAUGAGAGAGAAGAUUUGUUUGUUCAAAAGUUACGACAAUGCUGCGUCCUCUUCGAUUUUGUCUCUGACCCCCUCAGUGACCUCAAAUACAAAGAGGUGAAACGGGCAGGUUUGAAUGAAAUGGUGGAGUACAUCACACACAACCGGGAUGUCAUUACAGAGGCUAUUUACCCUGAGGCGGUUAUUAUGUUUUCAAUAAACCUCUUCAGGACAUUACCACCAUCAUCUAAUCCUACUGGGGCAGAAUUUGAUCCAGAGGAAGAUGAACCCACACUUGAAGCAGCCUGGCCACAUCUCCAGCUUGUCUACGAGUUUUUCCUGAGGUUUCUGGAGUGUGCCGAUUUUCAACCAAAUGUAGCGAAAAAGUAUGUUGACCAGAAAUUCGUCCUGUCGUUGUUGGAAUUGUUUGACAGUGAAGAUCCGAGGGAGAGAGAUUUCCUCAAGACUAUUCUUCAUAGGAUCUACGGAAAGUUCCUGGGCUUGAGGGCGUACAUCCGGAGGCAAAUCAAUAAUAUCUUUUACAGGUUUAUCUACGAGACUGAGCACCAUAAUGGGAUUGCAGAACUUCUGGAAAUUUUGGGCAGGAGUUGCGAAUGGUACUGAACACUGCAGUCUUCGGCAAACAACCCCACUCCUGACCUUAUGUUGAAGGGAGGGUCAUUGAUGAAGCAGCUGAAGAUGGUUGGGCCUAGGACACCACUCUGAAGAGCUCCUGCAGCAAUGUUCUAUGUCCCAGUGGACUGAGUCAUUUUUCAUCUAUUUAAAACUGAUCAUCUCGGAGAAUGUCUUAAGAAGCUUCACAGAAACAAAAGGAAAAUAUAUUGAUUCUGAAGAGAUUUCAAUAAGAACUGUACAUGUGUGAUGAAUUAGUGUGGAAUUGAAAAGCAUUUGUUGGGACACCGUGAGUAAUCUAAUGUUUGAAUCUGCUUGGCUGAAGUAGCUUGUGCAUAUUAGGCUGUGAAAUAGUUUGGUUUGAGUUAAUUCUUAGUAAGAUUCCUCCUGCCCCUAAAAAAAACUUAAAUCAACUACACAGCAUAUCAAGUAA